This is a messenger RNA of Gastrolobium bilobum, 1969 nucleotides long. RefSeq lists its product as uncharacterized. The record is from RefSeq and is a predicted model, not a curated record. Gene Ontology annotation, cellular component: microtubule cytoskeleton. The coding region runs from base 159 to 1610 and encodes 483 amino acids. NCBI's taxonomy places the organism in Eukaryota, Viridiplantae, Streptophyta, Magnoliopsida, Fabales, Fabaceae. The transcript is spliced from 13 exons. Gene Ontology annotation, molecular function: ATP hydrolysis activity; ATP binding.
UCGGUUGGAUGGCUGGGCGGAUUUUUAAAGACUGGUGUGGUGUAUCUCCUACGACAUUAUAGACAUUAAUUGUCAAAAAGACAAACACAAAUACACACAACUCUCCAAACAAACACGAGUGCAGGAAUCGCUUAUGAUGAAAAUCGCGUUUACGAGGGAUGAGUUUCUUACAGGGAAUAGUGGAUUCGUUUAGCUCCAUCUUCUCUCCCGAUCCUUCUUCUUCUACUUCUUCUCAAUCUCACCCCAAUCUCACAGCUUCAGGAAUGGAAGCUUCUCCGUCUUCGGUUUCAAACGAACGCGUAGCUUACAAGCUCAAAGGGUACUACGAUUUGGCCACGCAAGAGAUCGCAAAGGCAGUUAGGGCUGAAGAGUGGGGCUUGAUCGACGACGCUCUUCUUCACUACAAGAACGCUCAAAGGAUCCUCCUCGAGGCUAAUUCAACUCCUGUUCCUUCCUUCAUCACUUCCAGUGAACAACAGAAGGUGCAAUCAUAUCGUCAAAAGAUAUCUAAAUGGCAGGGCCAAGUUUCUGACAGAUUACAGAGUCUCAGUAGACGAGCAGGUAGUUCAUCUGCCAAUCAGAGCACCUCAAAAAUUGCACAAACUGCUGCAGUUCCAAUUAAACCAUCAAAUACUAGAAACAAUGUGUUGCAGAAGUUUCCUCAAACAACAGGUCAGGUGAAUAAAGUUGGAAGCCCAAAAUCUAGUCAAGCGUCUGGUGCAAAUUAUGACACAAAACUUGUUGAAAUGAUUAACACUGCCAUAGUAGAUAGAAGUCCUUCUGUUAGAUGGGAAGAUGUUGCUGGGCUUGAGAAAGCAAAACAAGCUCUAAUGGAGAUGGUUAUUUUGCCAACUAAGAGAAGAGACUUGUUCACUGGUCUUCGAAGGCCAGCUAAAGGGUUGCUUCUCUUUGGUCCGCCUGGUAAUGGAAAGACCAUGCUUGCCAAAGCAGUGGCUUCAGAAUCCGAAGCAACAUUUUUUAAUGUGUCGGCAGCUUCCUUGACAUCAAAAUGGGUGGGUGAAGGAGAAAAGCUUGUCCGGACACUAUUCAUGGUAGCUGUAUCCAGACAGCCAUCUGUAAUUUUCAUGGAUGAGAUUGAUAGUAUAAUGUCAACAAGGUUGGCAAGUGAGAAUGAUGCCAGCAGAAGAUUAAAAUCUGAAUUUCUUAUCCAGUUUGAUGGAGUGACUUCCAAUCCUAAUGAUAUUGUGAUUGUAAUUGGUGCGACUAAUAAGCCACAAGAAUUGGAUGAUGCUGUUCUUAGGAGACUGGUAAAGAGAAUAUACAUACCUUUACCAGAAGAAAAUGUUCGGAAACUUCUGUUAAAACACAAACUCAAGGGUCAAGCAUUCUCCUUACCUAGUGGAGAUUUAGAGAGGCUUGUAAAAGAGACAGAAGGAUAUUCUGGAAGUGAUCUGCAAGCCUUGUGUGAAGAAGCUGCAAUGAUGCCAAUUAGAGAGCUUGGUGCUGACAUUCUUACUGUCAAGGCAAAUCAGGUAAGAGGACUGAGGUACGAGGAUUUCAAGAAGGCAAUGGCUGUCAUCAGACCAAGCCUAAACAAAAGCAAGUGGGAAGAGCUUGAGCGCUGGAAUGAGGAGUUUGGCUCUAAUUGAAGUUGUAUUCAGAAAAUGCUCAAAUGCAUACAUAUAUGCAUGAAAUUUGAAAGAAAAUAAACAUGAGUACAUUAACUGAAAUAGAUCAAGACAAAGACAUCAAAGCUAGUGGCUAAAAUAAUGAAUCAGGGUGCUGCUAAUUUUGUAAAUGGCUAUGCUGAAAUCAUAUUUCCAGCCUGUAGCCUUUAAGCCUUUGUUUUGAACUUCGAAACCUUCAGUACAUUUCAGCCUUGAAUGGAAUGGCUGCCAUUAAUUUUUUUUUUUUUUUUAUUCUUUGUAUAUCUUUCUAACUCUAAGGUUACUAUACUUAAGUGCUUUUGGGGUGAUUGUAAAUCCAUCACCUCCUCCUUUCGAAAAAA